This is a messenger RNA of Bradysia coprophila, 859 nucleotides long. RefSeq names its product exosome complex component Rrp40 (gene Rrp40). The record is from RefSeq and is a predicted model, not a curated record. Gene Ontology annotation, molecular function: RNA binding. Lineage: Eukaryota; Metazoa; Arthropoda; Insecta; Diptera; Sciaridae. Gene Ontology annotation, cellular component: nuclear exosome (RNase complex); cytoplasmic exosome (RNase complex). Gene Ontology annotation, biological process: exonucleolytic trimming to generate mature 3'-end of 5.8S rRNA from tricistronic rRNA transcript (SSU-rRNA, 5.8S rRNA, LSU-rRNA); TRAMP-dependent tRNA surveillance pathway; U4 snRNA 3'-end processing.
AUUCAAAACCUUCAAAACACAUUCGUGACAAACUCUCGUGGCUUUCGUUUGUUGACAAUUUUUCCGUUCAAAAUAAAAUCAGAAACUUGCAUAAAAUAAUGAGUGAAACGACCACCAAGCCGGGCGAAGUUGUAAUGCCCGGUGACACAGUUGACAUUAACAAAGAUUUGUUCAAGAACAAACGCAUCAUACUCGGUCCGGGACUUCGAAAUGUUGACGAUCAAGUGAUUGCUUGUAAGCCGGGGAUUUUACGCACCAAAAAUCAAACAUUCUGGGUGGACAGCUAUCAGAAGCGAUACAUUCCGUGUCGCGGUGAAACGGUCAUUGGAACGGUGACGCAGAAAGCCGGCGACAUUUAUCGGGUGGACAUUGGUGCUAGUGAACCGGCCUGUUUGCCGUAUCUCGCAUUCGAAGGUGCAACGAAAAAGAAUCGACCGGACGUGAAUGUGGGUGAUUUAGUGUUUGCCAAAUUGUUGAACGCGAGCAAAGACUACGAAUCGGAAUUGAUCUGUGUGAAUUCGUACGGUCAAAAGCAUAAACUGGGAGCACUGACCGGCGGUUUCGUGUUUAACUGUAGCAUAAAUCUGGUGAGGAGAUUGCUGAACGAAAAUGGGAAUGUGCUUCGAGCUAUUCAGAAAGAGAUUCAAGUUCCGUUGGAGAUUGUUAUCGGAAUGAACGGUCGAGUGUGGAUAAAUGGGAAGAAUCCCAGAGACAUCAUUGCUGUGGCGAACGCUAUUUUAGCAGCCGAAGACAUAUCCGAAGAAGAAGUUGCAGAGAUGGUGCACAGAGUCGGUGGUUAUUUUACGGGAAUUAAGUGAGUGUUUGUACGAUUCAUUAGAGAAAUAAAUUGGUCAAUCAA